Molecule: messenger RNA, 444 nt
Organism: Aspergillus clavatus NRRL 1
Lineage: Eukaryota; Fungi; Ascomycota; Eurotiomycetes; Eurotiales; Aspergillaceae
Exons: 2
Coding region: 1-444 (147 amino acids)
Source: RefSeq, a predicted model, not a curated record
AUGGGCUCCAUGUCACGCCUAGCAAAGACUCUCCUCGUCCCUGCCCUCAUCUCCCUCGCGCUGUAUCUCCUCAUCUCCUUCCUGAUCGUACCGUUCUUCCGCCGCUAUCACCAACGAUACUCGCAAUACCUCCCGCUGCAGACCAUCUCCGCGCAUACGCUGUCGCUGCGAGAUCGAAUAGCCGACACCGUGAUGCGGUUCUUUCUACCCUCGUCGUGGCGGCGACAGGUCGACAACCAGCACGAUAACAUCAGCAUCUCUGACGAGGAGGGGGAGAUUAUGGUGGGAAUGGAUAUGGAUCCUGCCCGGAGGGAAGCGCUGGAGCGACGGCGCAGCACCGCGGCUGAUGCAGAAAGCCGACUGAGCCGGGAUCUCGAACAGGGGUUUAUGGACGAUAGUGAUGAGGAGGGGGAAGAAAGGAGCCGUACAAGGUUGAACCGCUGA